GGUAACACUGUCUAAGUAUUCGUGCAACAUGACUCAAAGUUGUCUGACAUUUUAAUAUUUGUGAUAUAUGUGUGAAAGAUUGAUUAUACAUACGAGUUUUAAAGAAUAAUUAACAGAUUAUACACUAUUAAAUGGAACGCUAGUUCCACUUUAUUCUCAUAGGAUGAGCACGCGACUCGCGUCUCUGCCGUACCACGAUAUAGCUGGAGCACAUUGAUGCUCCGAAAACUAUGCGUCAAACAUACAUAAAACAAACGUUCGCGUCACUCAAAUGACGAGUUUACGCAUAUUCAUGCUUAAAGAUAUUUUACCGAAUCGAAAAGGAGAAUCACAAGGAUGACGAGUGCAGCAAAGAGAUCGCGAAAGAUUUAUUUUCAUGCAAUUUUACUUUGAACCAAAUAGUCUGUGUUUUGAUACGUAUAGAAAUGGCGGCUUCUAUAUUUAUCACGCAUCUCGUACUCCUGUUAACGUUGAUAUUAUGUUCAGGUGAACGAGAGAUUGCCUUGCAAGACCAAGAUAUUUCAUUUGAUGAUGAAAAAUUGAAUCCAUCUGAUCCUUUGGAUCAUAAUCUCGGUUUCAAUACAAUCGGCCAGAAACGUUUUAAAUGCCAUUGCGAUGGUUCUGAAUGUUCACCAUCGAAUGUCUGCACCGACGCAAUCACUUGUUGGAAGUCCAGGGUGAGAGAAGUUGAUGGUACAGAGUAUGUUAGCCGUGGUUGUUACGAAAAAGAGGAACACAAAUUACUAAUGUGUAAUAGAGAAAGUCAAAAUACAAAUCAGCAUAAAAAAAGGAAUGUUAGAGAAUUGUCAGGUGGCGCCCAAUUCUCUGUAGAAUGUUGUCAAGCAGACCUUUGUAACGUUGGACCAUAUCCCAAGUUGGACGAUUAUUACACAACUGAUGCCGACAAUGAAUACUAUGUAAUAAAAUUAGUAUUUGCGGUUGUUGGACUUUUGAUCGGAAUGCUCAUUAUUGGAGGAAUUAUGCUCGGUUUAUUGACACAUUUCAUACGAAAGAAACGAUCGAUGGCUCCACGUCGGAACAAACUUUUUCUAGAUUCCGAAAUUGAACCUUCCAUUUUGCAUUUUUCUUUUUCCUCGCCUACGUUAUCCGCCACAAAUCAUCCACACGAGCUUAGAGCAACGGCUGCUGGUGAUAGUACGCUUAAAGAGUAUUUAGAUGGACGAAGUUUAACCAGUGGUUCUGGUUCUGGACUACCGUUGUUAGUACAAAGAACUUUGGCUAAGCAAGUAGCUUUAGUAGAAUGUCUUGGUAAUGGUAGCAGUGGAGGAUUCGGUGGAGAAGUGUGGAGGGGAGUUUGGCACGGCGAAAAUGUAGCUGUAAAAAUUUAUUUUUCGCGAGACGAAGCUGCAUGGGCUCGAGAGACCGAGGUCUACUCUCAACUGUUACCGUCCAGGCACGACAAUAUCUUAGGAUAUAUCGGUAGCGACAUGACUAGUAGAGCCAGUUGCACCCAACUCUGGCUGGUGAUGCAAUAUCAUCCUCUCGGCUCACUCUUUGAUCACCUCAAUCGAUCGCCCCAUCCGUUGACACCUCAUCAAACGCUCAAUAUUUCUCUGAGUAUCGCCAAUGGCUUGCUUUAUCUGCACACGGAGAUCCAUGGCACUAAGGGAAAACCAGCUAUGGCCCAUCGUAAUCUCAAAUCGAAAAAUAUCCUGGUUAAGACUAAUGGUGGUUGCGUAAUUGCCGAUUUUGCAUUAGCAGCCACACAAGAUCGUCUAGUAGCGGACAGAGUCGACUUACGACAAGGAACAAAACGCUAUAUGAGUCCUGAAAUUCUUGAGCAAAUCAUAAACGUCGAAUGCUUAGAAAACUUUAGACAAGCCGAUAUCUAUAGUUUGGGACUGAUCAUGUGGGAAGUCUGUCGCAGAUGCAUAAGUAAUGGUGUAGCCUUAGAAUAUGCGAUGCCAUAUAGUGAAUGGUUACCAAGCAGUAAUCAGGAACCCUCAAUAGAAGAAAUGCGUAAAUUGGUCUCGUUAGAUCAGCGGAGGCCGCCGCUCCCUAACAGGUGGCAUUCUGAUCCGACAUUGGCUGGAAUGGGGAAGCUAAUGCGAGAGUGUUGGCAUGGGAAACCAGCGGCCAGGCUACCCAUUCUUAGGGUAAAGAAGACACUCGUUAAACUAGCAGCUAGUGAUUCACGUGUUCAUUUACCUCUUGACUGACCAGCGUUCACCUUACCGGGCUCUUUUUCAUUCAUCUAUUUAUUACUGCGGCUGCACCAACCUAUCAUAUACAUUAUAAGUUUCAUCACCAUUAACAACAUUUAUGCGUUAUCAGAUCGUUAUAUCAUGAAAAUAAAAAAAUAUCGUAUAUUGACAUAUCAAAGUAACGAUGGUAAUAAGCUUGUUAAUGUUUGGCAUAUGAAUUUUAUUGCCUUAUGUUCCAUUGCUGUUAUCUCAUUCUGGAACAAUAAUAGUAUUAAGUGUAUAAUUUCGUAGCGUUGAUCGAGUCGAAUUGAGGAAUACUAUUAAUUCAACAAAAAGAAAUCGAAUAUUCUUAUUCAAAAUUUGUUAAAAAAAAGGCUGUUGUAAGGAGAAUGCAAAUUAAAUUUUACGAAUGAUAUAGCAAUACAAUUCUUCUAAUUGAGAUUAAUUUUAGCGAUCGAGGUUUUAUUUAAUAUAUAAGAGACGUUUUACUACAAUAUUAAGUAGUAAUAUUUAGAGUUGCAAUGAAUAUUCGGCUAUUCAACUCACUUGCUGAGUAUUUCGUAUUCGGUUAAGUCCGAUUAUACUAUUCGUUGCAUCUCUACCUUUCAUUUUUACUUUUAAAAUUAUUCAGUAUACAACUGAAUAAUGGCUUAAUAUUUGAUACUCAGCCGAAUAGUAAAAACAUUGUUGAAUAGACAGAGUAUCGAAUAGUUACUGAUUAUUCGUUGCAAUUUUAUAAUAUUUCAUCAUUUUGGACGUUUUUCUAAAUGAUUAUGGCUCGGUUUUUAGCUAAUACAUGUACAAAAAUACUAACAAUCGUAUCGGUAACAAUAUCAGAAAUAUUAUAUUGUCAUUUCCAGUAAAGUCCUUUAAAAAUCAAAAAUCGAAAUAUUCAUUUAAGGAUUUCUUAAGUAUUGACUGUUUGAACAAAUAAUCAAAAAAAAUAUUUGUAAAUAAUGUAUCUCUAUUAAAUAGAGUUGUCAUAAAUAUCACAUGUCUUAUAAAAUCAUGAUUAUAUCGACGUGAGUUACAGAUAGAAAUAAUUGAUAAGAACGAAUAAAGGACGUGUAAGAUUAUCACAAAAACAUCCAAUUGUACAAUACUUAGAAUAUAAUUUCACGAAUUGCUUUUUUAUUCGAUGUUUAUGUAUAAAUAUAAUUAUGUAUAAAAUAAUCGACGAUUAACUAUUAAAGAAUACACGUCGGACGUAUAGUUUAUACGGCUUGUAAUCAGAUGUAAUACAAUCAUUGUACAAAGAUCGGUAUUUAACAAAUACUGUAUAUUGACUUAACAUGAACAUCAUAAUGUAAAAUAGACUACUUUGACAUCAAUUAUCAUCCUACAGAGGUAAUAACAACUUUUCUAACAAAACUC
Molecule: messenger RNA, 3539 nt
Organism: Solenopsis invicta (red fire ant)
Lineage: Eukaryota; Metazoa; Arthropoda; Insecta; Hymenoptera; Formicidae
Gene: sax
Product: activin receptor type-1
Exons: 7
Coding region: 426-2180 (584 amino acids)
Biological process (GO): protein phosphorylation; cellular response to growth factor stimulus; BMP signaling pathway
Cellular component (GO): BMP receptor complex; plasma membrane
Molecular function (GO): SMAD binding; ATP binding; transforming growth factor beta receptor activity, type I
Source: RefSeq, a predicted model, not a curated record